CAUGUAGCUAGCCUAGUUUUGGGCUGACGCAAGAUCCUUGUCCACGCUCUUCAUUCUCAACCCAACCCAACCCAAAUCAAACCAAACCAAAACCAUUCAUUCAUAUUCAUUCAUUCAGCAGCACGACCACACUCUCUGCAAUUCGCCAUGGCCGCAUCUAUCACCCUCUCCAAAUUCCUCGCUUCCACCACAUUCACUUCAUCUCUCUUCCCACCUAAAACCCUGCCGUCGAAACUCCCUCUCACCCUCAAACUCACCAAUCGCCGCCACCCAAAGCCUUUCAGGUUCUCCACCAUCUCCGCCGCCAUCGGCGUCGGUGACAAGCUCCCCGAAGCCACCUUCUCCUACCUGGACUCCGACGGCGAGGUCAAGACCACCACCGUGUCGGAACUAACGAAGGGGAAGAAGGCGGUGCUGUUCGCGGUGCCAGGCGCAUUCACUCCCACGUGCUCGCAGAAGCACGUGCCGGGCUUCGUGGAGAAGUCGGGGGAGCUUAGGGCGAAAGGCGUGGACACCAUUGCGUGCGUUUCGGUGAACGAUGCGUUUGUGAUGAAGGCGUGGAAGGAGCACCUCAAGGUUAACGACGAGGUUCUCUUGUUGUCAGACGGUAACGGAACGUUCACCAGAGCCAUUGGGUGUGAGCUGGAUUUGAGCGACAAGCCGGUAGGGUUGGGCGUUAGGUCACGGCGUUACGCGCUCUUGGCUGAGGAUGGGGUUGUUAAGCUCUUCAAUUUGGAGGAAGGCGGUGCCUUCACUUUCAGCAGUGCUGAUGAUAUCCUCAAAGUACUUUGAAUUCUUCUUGUAAUUUUUCUUACGUUCUCUCCGGAUUUCGUUUUAUGCCUAGACGAGUUGCUUUAAGAAAACAAAAAUGGGUUGAGGGUUAGAUUAGGUUUCUUAGUUUUGGUUCUCUUAAUAAUGUGGAUGGGUUGGACCUGUCUGUGGUGGUUUGUUUGCACUUUGCAUGGUAAAUUAUAUUUUGUUCUUUAAGUUGAAAGAAAAAUUGGAGUGAUUGAUGGAAAUGGAACUAUGCUGGGCUAGUUUAUAAUGCUAAGUGGUUGAUAAUUAAAGCGUUACUUCAUCUAGUGAGACAGCUUAAUUAUUCUAUGUCACAUGAAACUUCAGUAAGUGGUAAUCUUUGUUAGGAAGUAUAUGGCCAGGACCCUACCGUUUUCACUUUCCAUUACCCGGUUUUGUACCUAUGCCAUCUCCGUUUUAAGUGUUUCCAAUUUCUUGAUCCUCCAAUUUUGAGCAAAUCCCUCCAUGGCAUUGGGCUCUCCACUUCAGGGCUCAGCAGGAUAUGGCACCUUGUGCAAGUUGACCAUUUUUUAAAGAAAGGGUAAAUCAGAAAUCUAUUGAAGCAUCAUUGAAAGACCCCCUGUUUCAUGAAAAUCGUUUAAUUUCCAAGUUCCUGUCCGUUGGUUAGUAUUUACCAUACAGUGACACUGAUAUGAUCUCUAAGCUUUAGGUUGUGCGAUGCUUCUUGGUGGUGAGAAAACGGUAAUCAUAUCAGGACUAGUCACCUCUCAGAAUACGAGGUGGCUUAGUUCUUUUGUCCGUAAUUUGGAAACACCAAGACAAGCUAGUAAUCUAGACAAAGCUUCACUUUCUUUGUUUAAAUCGUAAUAAUGACGGGAAAUUGGGAUGUGU
Messenger RNA from Abrus precatorius (Indian licorice), 1647 nucleotides. RefSeq names its product peroxiredoxin-2E, chloroplastic. Gene Ontology annotation, cellular component: cytoplasm. The record is from RefSeq and is a predicted model, not a curated record. Bases 148 to 792 code for a protein of 214 amino acids. Gene Ontology annotation, molecular function: thioredoxin peroxidase activity. NCBI's taxonomy places the organism in Eukaryota, Viridiplantae, Streptophyta, Magnoliopsida, Fabales, Fabaceae. Gene Ontology annotation, biological process: cell redox homeostasis; cellular response to oxidative stress; hydrogen peroxide catabolic process. The transcript has a single exon.